AUGGAGCUUAGUGGAUUCGGAUUGGCGAUAACGAGCGAUAAGACUGACGUGACAGACGCGUCGGAUUUCUACUACGUCCAAUCGUCGCCUUUAUGGCCAUCCGGCAUCCCCACGCCCGACCGCAAAGAUGCACAUGCAGCCCAUGGCGUACUAUCACCACCUGUCUCCCGAGAUCGAAUACCCCUAAUACCCAUCGAAGAUGUCGACGAUGAUCCCUUCCUUAGUUCGCCCGAGACUAGUCCUCGACGCCAGUCCCUGAAGCAAACCCCGUCCCGAGACAAGCGGAAACGAGAGGCCCACCCCCAGACGAUUUCGCCCUCGAAAGUAGUUGUGGUUUCAUCUGCUUCGAGUAACGAGGGCCUGCCUCCGACGAAGCGGCCCAAAGAAGCCAUCUAUAUUGAUUACAAUGAGCUGGAGCGGGUGAAGAACGACCCAGACUGGCUCCAGAAACGGUCUGGCGAGUUCAUGGCUGACGGUGACGAUGCCGGCCCAAGCGAACAACCACCCACCGCAAACCCAAUCUCCCAUUCCAUUGACGAGACAAACGAAGAGACUCCCACAACUGGGCAACCAAACCCAAACGCUGAGACACCUCCGAGCGAAGACCCUACCCUCUGUCCAGAGCAACAGAAGGUGGUUGAUCUGAUCCUCAGCGGCCGCAAUGUCUUCUACACUGGAUCUGCGGGCUGCGGCAAAUCAACCGUCCUGAAAGCAGCCGUCAAGAAGCUCCGAGAAGAAACAGAGGGGAAGAUGGGAAAGAACGUGUGUAUUCUUGCACCUACGGGGAGAGCAGCACUCCAGGUAGACGGGAUGACCACAUGGUCCUACAUGGGAUGGACGCCCUCUGAUCACCAACUGGACCUGGACACGCUCAUUCAAAGGACUUUUCGGAAGCACGUGCGGAAACGGUUGCGCCGGACCGACGUUCUCAUCAUCGACGAGAUCAGCAUGGUAGAGAAUCACCAUUUGCAGCGCAUGGACGUCUGUCUGCGGGCAGCCAGGGAGUACGGACAGAAGGUAACUCACCCCUUUGGGGGGUUGCAAGUCAUUUUGACUGGCGACUUCUGCCAGCUUCCCCCGGUCAAGCCUUUCGAGUAUUGCAUGUUCUGCGGCUUAAAAACCACGUUGAACGCUUGGAAGACGCAGUAUGGAUGUCCCAAUAAGCAUGGUCCAUUCAAGGAAACGGACAAAUGGGCGUUUCAAAGUCAAGCCUGGAAGGAUGCCAACUUGGAACACGUUCAUCUGAACGAGAUUCAUCGCCAACACGACGAAGAGUUCAUCAAGAUCCUACAGAAAUGCCGGCGCGGCGAGGCUUUUAACUCAAAAGAGGUGAAGCGCCUCGUGGAUCACGAGUGCAAAGUUGCCAAUGCCACACGCAUCCUCUGCACCAGGGAGGAGGUGAAUGGAUUCAACAGGGCCGAGUUUGAAAAGCUAAAGACGGAGGUGCACCAGUUCACGGCGGUGGACGGCUUUAGGUGGAGACGCGACAGGCACCCAUACCUUGAGAAAUUGGCUAAUAAGGAUGGCACACGAACAGCUCUUCGUGAGCACCGAAUCGAUCCAUGGGUUGAUCUCCGCGUGGGAAUGGUCGUCGUGCUGCAAGUCAACCUUAACCUCUCCGACGGGCUCUGUAAUGGCAGCCAAGGCUUGAUCUGUGGCUGGGAGGACGUGGACCCAAAGAAUCUCCCAUAUGCCUACCGGCAAGGUUCAAAUGAGUUGGGGCCAAUAGCCAUUACUGGAGACUACGCAGAUCUAAAGGAGGAACAAAUCAGAAAGUUUUCACAGCAGACGCACGUCAAACAGUGGCCGAAAGUGAUUUUCCACAAUGGCCUAAGAAGGACUAUCUAUCCCUCGUGCUUUGUCACCACGAUGGGCGAAGGAAAAGCCCCUGAAGACUUCUCUGUCCUUCACAGGACUCAGAUCCCUCUCGUCGCCGGAUGGGCCAUGACCGUGCACAAGAGUCAGGGCAUGACCUUGAACCGUGUCAUUGUCGAUGUGUCGAGGGCUUUUGAAGACGGUCAGGUGUAUGUGGCCCUCUCUCGGGCAACCAAUCUAGAGGGUCUCCGAAUCGAUGGCGAUGCCAAUGCCCUGUUACUCAAAGUGGAGUGCAAUGCCGAGGUGAUGACAUUUCUACGCGAGAAGUUCGAAUCAUUAAAGCUGCCAAAGCACUAUUGA
This is a messenger RNA of Clonostachys rhizophaga, 2175 nucleotides long. The record is from the annotation of a GenBank genome assembly. Lineage: Eukaryota; Fungi; Ascomycota; Sordariomycetes; Hypocreales; Bionectriaceae.